AUGGCUCUGCAGGAGCUCAUUCUCUCAUCAAGCUCCGCCGCCGAGUCGUCGCAGUCGUCAGCCCGUACGACUUUCACGCCCGCGAUCCAGUUGCACGACCUGACGACCACGGCACACGUCCAAGCGUUCAAGACGUCGAGCAACGCCAAGAACUGCCUUGCUUACGUGCCCAGCCGCGACGGCCUGGGUGGAACGGUCUGGGCAGUGCAGGAGGGUAAGGCGAUUGUCGGAGUCUGGGCCUGGCAGAAGGAUCAGCAGCAUCUCAAGUUCCACCUGCCCGAGCGGUUGACAUGUCUGAGCAUUUCGCCAAACGGCAUCUGGGCGGCGGGUGGGUCCCAGAACGGCCAGGUGUAUAUGUGGGAGAUUGCAUCGGGAUUGAUGCUGGCCUCGUGGAACGCGCACUACCGUACCGUCACCAGCGUCUCCUUCAGCAGUGACUCGGCGUACCUCGUCACCGCAUCAGCUGACGCGUCCGUGCACGUGUUCCUCGUGUCUCAGCUCACUGAUGUUGAAAGCUCAUCGUCGCCGUACAGCAAACCCCUGGGAAGCCUGGGCGACCACACGCUGGCCAUCACGGCGGUCACACUCGGAAAGACGAUGGGGGUUUCCGGCGGGAAGUGCUGGACCGCCUCGGAGGACGGAACAGUCAAGAUGUGGUCUUUCGCUGCGCCAUUCGACCUGCUCGCGACGUUUGUCCUCCCUCCAUCAGCUGUCCCGACUACUCUCGCCGUCGACCCAGCUGAGCGGUUCCUCUACGUAGGCACCAAGGCUGGCGACGUCUACCUCAUCCCCCUCUACAAACGUAAAGCCCAGAUGGGCCGUGUGGAGGCUGUCGGCGGCGAAGGAGCUGGUGCGACCCCAAUCAACCUUGUGACUCCCUGCGUUCACGUCGAUGCCGCCGUUACCUGCUUGAGCCUUUCGCUCAGCGCUACACACCUACUGGUGGGCACCUCUGCAGGUGACAUCCACGUCCACUCGCUGCCUUCCCACCAGCACAUUCGCACCAUCUCGACGCAUCGCGGUGCAAUUUCUCAUUUGUCGACGUUCCCGAGCCCUCCCGAUCUCAUUGGCAAGCCGGUCCGAACGGAGGACUGGGCAGUGAUGGACGUCCGGAACCUGGAGCGGAUGCGCACCAGCCGAGGAGCUAAAGAUACGCAGGAGGUCGGUGUGCUUCUGCGACCUAGCUGCAGGACAAACCUAUUGUCCGCCCUGCGUGCUACUCCUACGCGGAAUAUUGGCAGCGACCCAGCAAGGCGAGGGCCUGUCUCUGAUGGGGCGGACGUCGCUGCUCUUCAGGAUGAGAUUCGGCGGUUGAAGGGUGCCCUUGACAAGGCGGUCAAGAUCAACGAGAAGAUGUGGAGCGGAGUGGUCGACUUGAAGUUGACCUUGUAG
Molecule: messenger RNA, 1392 nt
Organism: Cutaneotrichosporon cavernicola
Lineage: Eukaryota; Fungi; Basidiomycota; Tremellomycetes; Trichosporonales; Trichosporonaceae
Gene: IPI3
Exons: 3
Coding region: 1-1392 (463 amino acids)
Biological process (GO): DNA-templated DNA replication; rRNA processing
Cellular component (GO): nuclear pre-replicative complex
Molecular function (GO): protein binding
Source: RefSeq, a predicted model, not a curated record